Molecule: messenger RNA, 1122 nt
Organism: Trichoderma aggressivum f. europaeum
Lineage: Eukaryota; Fungi; Ascomycota; Sordariomycetes; Hypocreales; Hypocreaceae
Exons: 7
Coding region: 1-1122 (373 amino acids)
Source: RefSeq, a predicted model, not a curated record
AUGAAGCGGUCACUACUUGCCCUUGUUGAACUGUUUACGCUUUUGGGCCUCGUACUCAGCACGUCGGCUCUACCAACUGAUUAUCCAAUUGCAAACGUCACUGCUUCUCCAAAAGUCAGACCAAGAAGUAAACAAGAUGCUUUUCAAAACUGUCAGAAUGGGAGGAUCGUUCCUUACGUUGAACAAGCUUUCGAGGACGCAGAGCUCAUUCUGGGAAAUGCAUUUGAAAUGAUGGAUUUACUCAUUCCGCUUUUUAGCGGCGACGGCACCGGUCUACUCCGACCCGAGAAAGCCACAAAACAGGGCCGAACCUUUGAUGAAGACAAUGUGUUUUCAACAUACAGCUUUCUGAUUAGAAGACUGUACUUUCCUGAUAAUCCGGAGUGGAACAGGGGAAAUAUGGAUGCAAUGUUACACACGCGCAACUAUCCCCAGUCUACAAACCCCUACAACGGAAUUUAUUUUGUUUCACGGGCUGUAGGAUCGCAUUCUGCUCGCACAGGCUAUAUAUGGGUUGGAGUGACAGAGAUCUGCGAAGAAUCCCGUGGACAAACUCACCGCAACAUAGGAUCGCUCGUUAUUCCAACUUCGGACAUGUACGCAUAUGUGGAGAACCCAUCACCCGAAAAUCUCGACGAAACCUUGACUCUUUGCCCGGCACGGUCUGAUCAAUGGAUAACCGCCGAAUCGAACUCGGUAAUGGAUGGUCUUGAAUUUCGGCGGCUACACGUGCCAACGGAUUCUCAGCCUAAUGAGUACCAGAAAGCGGCAUUGGAUAAAUUGAUUUAUCAGAAAUCUGACAUAGGUUGGCUAGGACAAUUCCUUGUCACAACUUUGAUCCAUGAGCUAUCGCAUACAGAAGCUUUUACACCCACAGGCGUCCAACAACAAGAUAUUGAAUGUCUCGCAAGUGGAGAGCCUGUCAUCACAUCUGGAAGCAUCGAAUGUCUCUAUAGUGUCGCUAAAGGGACUGAUGGUUUAAAUCCAGAUACCAACACUCCACAAGGUCAUUUGGAUGCAGAAGCAUUGACUUUAUUCGCCAUGGCAUUAUGGGCAAAUUCGGCAACUUGGUGGAAGUCUUAUGAAGCAAGGCGCAGACAGAAAGACCCCCAGGCACAAUGA